AUGAAAACGCGUAUAACUCGUGGGGGGUUAGACGCGAGACAACCGAUUGGUCUUCGGACCGGAGUCCUGGAAAUCGGCAAAACACCUUCCUGGGAAUGGAUGUCAGAAGUAAUGCGUUCCUUGGUCUGGUCUAGUCGACCUGCCAGAACCGGAUUAGACGAUUUCGGUGGUUCGGGCCAGCUGGAAUUCAGACUGCCGCCGACGAACACCACCACCCUGACGGUGAGUGGCGCAAGAGCGCCGUUUCCUGGGCGGAUGAUGGGUAAAGAUGGUAUAGGUGGUAAAAAGUGCCGCCCGUUCACAUUCAGCAGGGACGGCAUCGGAUGA
Molecule: messenger RNA, 327 nt
Organism: Soboliphyme baturini
Lineage: Eukaryota; Metazoa; Nematoda; Enoplea; Dioctophymatida; Soboliphymatidae
Source: the annotation of a GenBank genome assembly